CUUUCUUAUGUCCAUCUAAAAUCUUUCCACUUCUCAUUUUCCUUGCAGAAGAAUAACCCCUACCCCCACCACACAGACUAAAUAACCACAAUGAAUUGUUACAUUAUGCCUGAUAUUUAUUUCUCCCAAGAGACCUUCUGCUCCUGGGUAGUAAACUAGGUGCCCUCCAUUAAUAAAUCUGAUGAUGCGAUGAUGUCAAUUUUCUUGUUGACGUCUACAACUCAGAAUUUGAUGUUCUCCACCCCACCCUGUAACUACAAACGUUAAGGCAGGCUGUAAUGGCAGGUGCAUUUUGCUCAAUCUAGCAUCCAUGCACUACUCCUGAAGUUGUGAUUCACAAGGCGACUAAGACACUUAAAGACAUUUCUAAGAUUAAAAGGCUUAGGCAUCCUUUAUUCAGCUUUAACUAAAACAUCUCACCGGAUGCAGGUGUGCUUGCAAAGUUAGUUUGGCUUCAGCGUCCUCAGCCUCAGGUUGUAGAGCGCACUGGAGGGUGGAGCCCCUGCAACUUGCUUAUCACAGCGCUCGCGUGUCUUUGGGCGUCUUAGCACGCGCAGGGCACGUAAAGACCCACUUUUCUAGCCUGACCCUCACCUCAAAGGCUGUCAACUCUUCUGUCCCUCCCCUCAGCCCGAGGCUCUCCUCUCUCAUCAACUUCCAUGCUCCGCCCCCAGAGCGGAAACGUGGUACUGCAAUUGGCCGAGUCUUCUCUCAGUCCGACUGCACAACCAAUCUUUGCAAUCCUGGAGUAAGGUGGCACUGCCAAUCAGGGUGCUCGCAGCCGCAGGAGCCGGGUCCGGACCGCCCAGAGGCGGGGCCGGAGGCGGGGCGCCGACACAGGAUUAGUUGCCAUUCCGAGUGAGAAGCGGGUCGAGGUGGCGGCGGCGGCGGCAGCGGCGGCGGCGUUUGCGGUGGCGCGGGCUACGCGCAGCGCGAGGCGCUUCGAGGCUCCUUUCUCUCCUCAGAGGCCAGGGUCCCGGCGGUACCCGUGGCCGCCGGGUCCUGUCGCGCGGGCGACCCCCGAGAGGGCGGAGGAGCCGCGGGAAGCCGGCGAGUGCCCUGUCAGCGCGAUGCCCGGGGCGGCGGCGGCGGCCAUGGGCUCGACGCGGGCUCGGCCGUGAGCGCCCCGCAGAGCGCCGCGGGGCGGUUGAGGCCGUUGGACGUUGGCCGUCUCGGCGUCCCCUCCCCCUCGGCGGCGGGGUGCGCGUCGGAAGGGGAGCCCCGCGGCUCCGCCCCUCGCCGCCCCUCCCCCGUACACAUCGCACGCACCGCCGCGCCGGCUCCCACACGCUCGCGCGCCCGCCCGCCUGUCCGCCCGCCCGCCCGCCCGCGCAGCCACCAUGUCCACUGCGUCCUCCAGUUCCUCUCAGACCCCUCACCCCGCGCCGCAGAGGAUGCGGCGCAGCACCGCGGGCUCCCCGCCCGCCGCUGCCGGGAGCGGGACGGGGCCGCCUGGGAGCUGCGCACCGGCUGCGGGAGCCGGCCGGCUGCUGCAGCCCAUCCGCGCCACGGUACCCUACCAGCUCCUGCGGGGCAGCCAGCACAGCCCCACGCGCCCGGCCACCGCCGCCGCGCUCGGCAGUCUCCCCGGGCCCGGCGGGGCCCGCGGCUCCAGCCCGUCCAGCCCGACUCCACCGCCGGCCGCUGCCCCAGCCGAGCAGGCGCCUCGCGCCAAGGGCCGCCCGAGACGGUCCCCCGAGAGCCACCGGAGGAGCAGCUCACCUGAGAGACGGAGUCCCGGCUCGCCCGUGUGCAGAGUGGACAGGCCAAAAUCUCAGCAAAUUCGAACUUCUAGUACAAUAAGACGAACCUCUUCUUUGGAUACAAUAACAGGACCUUACCUCACAGGACAGUGGCCACGGGACCCUCAUGUUCACUACCCUUCAUGCAUGAAAGAUAAAGCGACUCAGACACCUAGUUGUUGGGCAGAAGAGGGAGCAGGAAAACGAUCACAUCAGCGCUCUGCAUCAUGGGGAAGUGCUGAUCAACUCAAAGAGCAGAUUGCUAAACUUAGGCAACAGCUACAGCGCAGCAAGCAAAGUAGUCGGCAUAGUAAAGAGAAAGAUCGACACUCACCUCUCCAUGGUAACCACAUAACAAUCAGUCAUACUCAGGCUAUUGGAUCAAGGUCAGUUCCUAUGCCUCUGUCAAGCAUAUCUGUGCCAAAAUCAUCUGUUUCCCGUGUGCCCUGCAAUGUAGAAGGAAUAAGUCCAGAGCUGGAAAAGGUAUUCAUCAAAGAAAACAAUGGGAAGGAAGAAGUGUCCAAGCCUUUGGAUAUACCAGAUGGUCGAAGAGCUCCGCUCCCCGCUCACUACAGGAGUAGUAGUACUCGGAGCAUAGAUACCCAGACACCUUCUGUCCAAGAGCGCAGCAGUAGCUGUAGCAGCCAUUCCCCUUGUGUGUCUCCAUUUUGUCCUCCGGAAUCCCAGGAUGGAAGUCCUUGUUCAACAGAAGAUUUGCUCUAUGAUCGUGAUAAAGACAGUGGGAGUAGCUCACCGUUACCCAAGUAUGCUUCAUCUCCCAAACCAAACAACAGCUACAUGUUCAAACGCGAGCCCCCAGAGGGAUGUGAGCGAGUGAAGGUCUUUGAGGAAAUGGCGUCUCGUCAGCCUAUCUCGGCCCCUCUGUUUUCAUGUCCUGACAAAAACAAAGUUAAUUUCAUCCCAACCGGAUCAGCUUUCUGUCCUGUAAAACUUCUGGGCCCUCUCUUACCUGCCUCUGACCUGAUGCUCAAGAACUCUCCUAAUUCUGGCCAGAGCUCUGCUCUGGCAACACUAACGGUAGAGCAACUCUCCUCCCGGGUUUCCUUCACAUCUCUUUCUGAUGACACCAGCACAGCAGACUCUCUGGAGCCUUCUGUCCAGCAGCCGUCUCAGCAGCAGCAUUUGCAGGCGGAGGAACACAUCUCCACUCAGAACUAUGUGAUGAUCUAAAGCAGAGGGGGAGCUGGCCUCCACCUGUGUUCCAUGGAUCAGGAAUGAGAUCUCAGACAUCUAUCUGCAUGGAGUGACAAACUUUCUGAACACCAUCAACAGCAAAAUACUUAGCAUCAUAAAAAUAGCUAUUAACACUGAUCUUGGCAGGGACCUACUUCUAUUCAGCAGUUUUUGUGGAAAGCAGUAAUGCUUGCAAAAUGUGUGUGUCAUUCAGCAUUUAAGUGGAGACUAUGCAUUUCAUAGUAUGUCUGACAGAUUAGUACUGUGUCCUGUGUUUUGUUCCAAAUUUUUCAGUAUGAAUAAGCUCUAUUUCAAAAAGUUGCCUGUCUAAGUAGAAAAUGUCUUGCUGUGUUUUGUCCUAUGGAAGAUACUGUACUUCAGGAUUAUGUUUACAAUUGAUCCAGGUAUUUGUUUCUAACUUCUAUAAUACAUACAAUGCAAAAAAAAAAAAAAAAAAUGGCCACAACAGUUGCACAGUGCCCACCCUAUGGCCUAGCUUCAGGUACUUCAGUUGAAGUCUAAACUCAGGUAACUUGGAAUGUAUGUCAUAUUGGGAUAUUAAAUAUUUCACAGCUACAAAGCUAAAGAGGGAACAUCACUCUUUUGCCUUUCCUUAUUUUAUGCAUUUCCUUUUCAUCAUUCCAUUCCACAUUAGAAUAAGAAGUGCAUUUAUCCCUAGGAGAUAGUAAUCCUGGGUAUGGGGAACAUGAGGAGAACCAGCAAAUCUGUGGUGUGUGACAUCACUUUUGUCAUGUGGUUACCAGUAGAACAACUGUUGCAUUCACUGUUUCAACAUGUAUAAAUGUGGCUUUUUAAAAAAAAAAAAAAAAAAAAAAAAGGUUGUGUUGCUCAGUUAAAGACUGUUACAAUGUUGCAAAUGAAGCUUCAGUAGUAGACUAUACAUAAACAUUCUACAGUGUGUGUGAUGGAAUUUAAAUACAAGAAUGGCUGGAUUUGAUUUCAAAGCAAGUGGAGUUUUCCAGGAAUAAAUAAUUAAGGAUUUUUGUUUAUAUUGGCCAUUGGGGUCAUAAUUGCUACUAUUUUUUUUUUUAUCUAAAGAUAUAUUUAUGUUUAGCUUCAUUUUAGGAAAUUCUAAUUUGCUGGUUAUAAAGUGAGACAUUUUGGUUCCUGUUUUCGUCAAGUAUUUGAUAAAUGAGUUGUAUUCAUGUAGAGAGAAUGUGUAUGUCUCAGAACCAAUGCAGCAUAAGCAAGCAGAUUUCUUGUUGACUUACAAGAGCAAUAGCUUAAAGCUGUCUCAUUUAAGCCUCAGAUAACACUAUCAUGAAUAACUUUCUUAAGACUUGGAAUGUGUGGAGUGGAGCAGAACCCCAAGUAAAUAGCCUUGAACUUGCAGACUUGACAGAAGUUCUCCACAAAGUGUGAGGAGAGCUGUAGGAUUCCUGACGUGUCACCUGGAGAGCCUGACUUCAGACAUUGUUUUCUGCAGCACAGCUUAUGCAAAAGUAAAGGGAAGCUUUUGUAUUUGUAUUACAUUGCUUUCAGUUCAGUUAGAGCCUAGAGUUCUCUCAUCUCCACCUAAAAUGUGUGGCACAUUUUUUGUUUGUUUUUGUUUUAGAAUUAGGGGAACAAGUUGCUUACAGUUAGUGUUGAGGUUUCCUUAGAUCAUUCCUGAGUUUUUCUUUGACUCUUCUAAGGAGUCGAUGAGUAGGAAGGAGCAUGAUAAGCUGAUAGAGUGACACCAUUUUAAUUUUUACAAAAUGCUGUGCGUGUGUGUGCAUACCUGCGCACCCAGAUAUGUGUAUGUGUGUAUUCUGUGUGUUAUUUUGUCACCUCAAUCUCUCCUUUCCACCAAAGUUUGCAGUAAUACUCUCUCCUGAAGGUGCGUUCUAGCUCACAGUCAGUGUUAUAGAGACUGUCAUGGAGAAAAAGACUCAGUUGACUUUUGCCAUUUUCACAGGGGAACCUUUUAAAACAAUCUUUUCAGCAGCAGACACCUUUAACCCUAAUAAUCUCAGGCCUUGAUGAAAAUACUAUAUUUUGUAGAUUAUGGUUAAAGGAAGAAAAUUACUAGUUCCGUAAGAUAAAUGUGAGCUCCAUUUAACUUCUGAUAUCUGGGUUAGCAUUACAUGAUGUGUUGAUCGUUUGCUCUGCUUUUGUCUAAGAUGCAAUAGUAUCAUUAUCAAUUUCAGAAAGGUGGACUGAAUAUACUUUUUUUCGUAAUGAAAUCUAUGUACGAUAUUUAUAGUGAUGUGCUUUUAUUUUCUCAUGAGAAACUAAAUAUUGUUUGUGUUGUACAUUUGUUUUUAGCAUAUAUUAAAGUUUUGAACCAAAUGUGUUAAAGCUUAUGCUUUGCCAUGUAAAUUUCCCAGAAGUUGUUGAGCUCAAAUGUAUCCUACAUCCAGCUGUAGAAACUUGUCAGAAAUUGUUUAAAUUUUGUAUAUAGGUGUACUGUUUAAUUUUAGCCACUGCGCUGAACAGUAUUCAAGUUAUAUAAUAUGGCUUUACACAAGAAAUGUGUGGCUUCUGUUUUGUAUUUUUUUCAGUAUAGAAGUUCCUGUGUCUUAUUUAAAUAAAGUUAUUAGUAAAACUGGAA
Arvicanthis niloticus (Nile rat) is the source of this 5490-nucleotide messenger RNA. RefSeq names its product glucocorticoid induced 1 (gene Glcci1). NCBI's taxonomy places the organism in Eukaryota, Metazoa, Chordata, Mammalia, Rodentia, Muridae. Gene Ontology annotation, cellular component: cytoplasm. The record is from RefSeq and is a predicted model, not a curated record.